Molecule: messenger RNA, 733 nt
Organism: Vanrija pseudolonga
Lineage: Eukaryota; Fungi; Basidiomycota; Tremellomycetes; Trichosporonales; Trichosporonaceae
Exons: 2
Coding region: 72-662 (196 amino acids)
Source: RefSeq, a predicted model, not a curated record
CAUCAACCCUUCUCUCCUUCCCUUGUCAUCUUCGUCUCUUGACACUCUUGACCCUCUCAACUCUCUCCACCAUGGAGAUGCAGUACGUGUUCUACACUGCCGUUCGCCAGCCGCCGCAGGUCUUUGCAGCCUACAGCCCGUGCACCUUUGUCCUCGGUGUGGGCUGCAGCAAGAUCCUCGCCUGGCUCAUCGAGGAAAUGGGCGGCGACAUGGAGAGCGCGCGCAAUGCCCUAUUCUGCCUUCUGCACGUCAACCACGAUGGUCGCGUCGUGGGCGGCCUGCCCCCCAAGCGCCUCUUCCACCCCUGCGUGCGCUUCCUCGACUCGAGAUUCGUCGCCGACUGCUGCACCGCCGGCCGCUGGCUUGAUCCCGACCCGUACGACCUUGUUCUCUCGGAACGCCAGCGCGUGAUGGCACCCCAGCAGGUCGAGUACAACCCUCACCCCGCGCACCAGCCCCAGCCCGACCGCAACGACCUCCGCGACGCUGGAUCCGACACGGACGAUGACGACGAUGCGAGUGUCAACUCUACCCCGCCGACGCCGGCUCGCGAUGGCCCCCUCACGACCAACGGUACGGGCACCACCUCGGUCUCUGUCAAGCGCGCGCGCGACGACGAGGACGCGAUCGAGGGCCCCUCCUCCUCUCGCGUGCGUGUGUAGUGCGCCACCCCCCUCCCACGAGUAUGCAGUGCGCCCACCCACGUCAUCCCCCUCUCUCUUCUCCGCCCCGA